AUGAUGGACAGAAGGAGGAAAGUUAAAAGAAACAGGUUGGUGAAUAAUGAAGGAAAAAUAAUAGUUGGACAAGAUGAGCUUAAAGAAACAUGGAAAACAUACAUAAAACAACUCUUUUAUCACAACCAGCCAGAACUUCCUCAAAUAUAUUGCAAAACAGGACCUAGAAUUCUGCUGGAAGAAAAAGAUAGUAAAUCACCUGGUCCCAACAAUGUGAAUUCCGAAAUUCUCAAGCUGCUCUGUGAGGAUAAUUUAAAAUGGUUGACCACAAUAGUCAUUGACAUCUACAACUCUGGUAACAUUCCAUGGGCAUGGCUUAAAUUCAAAUUUAUUACAUCGCCCAAAAAGCCCGGAGCUAAGACUUGUGGUGAAUACAGCACCAUCAGCCUCAUGAGUCACCUGCUAAAGAUCUUUCUGAGGGUCAUUCACCAAAGAAUUUACAAGAUCUGUGAAGAACAAAUUUCACUAUUUGGUUUCAGAAAUGCAUUUGGCAUGUGCGAAGCAUUUUUUAGUAUCCAGAAGGCUUUUGAUAGAGUAAAACACCAGAAGAUUGUUGACAUUUUAAGAAACAUUGGUUUGGAUGAUAAAGACCAACAUAUAAUUGUGAACCUAUAUUGGAACCAGUCGGUUUCUGAAGCUGUUGAUGAAGUAGAGAUGGGAGUGCUUUUAAAUGGAAAAUAUACAAACAGCAUCCUGUAUGCUGACGACAGAGUAAUAUUUUCUGAUUGUGAAGACAGUUUGCACUACCUUGUUGAUAGACUUGCACAAAAAAGCUCUGAAUGUGUUCUAGAUGUCAACCCCCAAAAAAUGAAAACAAUGAUAAUCAGUGAAAACAGAGUACUUGUUUGUCACAUUAAGAUAGGCCAAAAUCACUUAGAGCAAGUGCAUAAAUACACGUACCUUGGCACUACAAUAAAUGGCCAGUGGGAUCUUUCUGAUGAGGUGGGAACUCGAAUUGGAAAAGACAAGGCUGUCUUCAAUAAUAUGGGUAACCUUUUCAAGAAUCACGACUUAGCAAUGACGACGAAAAUCACACUUCUACGCUGCUACAAUAAAGAAAGAGAAAGAAGUACUGGCCAACCUGAAAGCAAGAAAGAUCCAGUACCUGGGACACAUCAUGCAGAACAACAACAGAUACCAUCUCCUCCAGACCAUCCUGUAAGGAAAAAUACCAGGGAAGAAAGUGCUGGCUUAAGAACAUGA
Schistocerca americana (American grasshopper) is the source of this 1203-nucleotide messenger RNA. RefSeq lists its product as uncharacterized. Bases 1 to 1203 code for a protein of 400 amino acids. NCBI's taxonomy places the organism in Eukaryota, Metazoa, Arthropoda, Insecta, Orthoptera, Acrididae. The record is from RefSeq and is a predicted model, not a curated record. The transcript has 6 exons.